Molecule: messenger RNA, 6296 nt
Organism: Morus notabilis
Lineage: Eukaryota; Viridiplantae; Streptophyta; Magnoliopsida; Rosales; Moraceae
Product: nuclear pore complex protein NUP214
Exons: 17
Coding region: 77-5914 (1945 amino acids)
Biological process (GO): RNA export from nucleus
Molecular function (GO): structural constituent of nuclear pore
Source: RefSeq, a predicted model, not a curated record
CCUUCCCAUCCUAUCUCCAUAUUUUCUGGUUCUGGUUCCGAGCUCGGGUUAGGGUUUAGGGAUUUACCCCCCAACAAUGGCGUCCUCGUCGGCGAUCGAGAUCGACGAGGAGAUCGAAGGAGAACAAGUCGGCACCUCCGAUUACUUCUUCGAGAGGAUUGGAGAGCCCGUCCCCAUAAAGCCCUCCCCUUUCGGCUUUGAUUCCCAGUCUCUCCCGACUCAGCCGCUCGCCGUCUCCGAGCGCCGUGGCCUCGUCUUCCUCGCUCUCUCCUCCGGGUUUUGCGUUGCGAGGACUGAGGAGUUGAUCGCUCUGGCGCUCGAGAUUAAGGAGAGUGGAAAAGCUUCCUCUUCCGUACAGCAGUGCAGCGUCGUCGAUGUUCCCCUCAGGGAGGUUCAGAUUCUCGCGCUUUCUUUUGAUGAUUCGACGCUCGCGGCUGCGGUUGGAGGAGAUGUUCAUUUCUUCUCCGUCGAUUCGCUUCUCGCUGAUAAGGCACCAAAACCGUCUUUCACCUGCUCGGUUGAUGAGCCGAGUUGCGUCAAGGAUAUAAAGUGGAGAAAGAAAUCUGAAAAUUCUUAUUUGGUUCUUUCGGAUUUUGGGAAGUUAUAUUGCGGGACUGUUGGUGGCCCUAUGAAAGACGUGAUGGAGGAUGUUGACGCUGUUGACUGGAGCGUUAAAGGAAAUUAUAUUGCUUUGGCAAAAGAGGAUACGCUUAGGAUUCUGUCAUCGAAAUUCAAGGAAAGAUUGUGCAUGGUACUUCCAUUCAAGUCAUGGAUUGGUGAUUCUGAUGCAAGCUGUACUGUAAAAGUGGAUUCUAUCAGGUGGGUUCGUCCAGAUAGCAUCAUCUUAGGAUGCUUUCAACUGACGGAUGAUGAAAAUGAGGAAAAUUACCUUGUACAAGUGAUUAAAAGCAAAGAAGGAAAAUUUUCUGAUGCUUCUACGAAAGCUAUCAUAUCUUUUUAUGAUUUGUUUUUGGGUGUUGUUGACGACAUUCUGCCAUUUGGAAGUGGGCCGUAUCUAUUGUUGAGCUAUCUGGAGCAGUGUGAACUUGCAAUAACUGCUAACAAGAAGAAUACAGAUCAACAUAUAGCGUACCUUGGUUGGUCACUAGGAGAGGAAAAGGAUGAAGUUGCGUGUCUUGAGAUUCAACGUGAUAACUGGCUACCAAGGAUUGAGCUCCAAGAAAAUGAUGAUGAUAAUUUGAUCCUGGGGCUUGGUAUCGAUAAAGUUUCAUGUUGUGGAAAAAUUAAAGUUCAACUUGGAGUCGAGGAACAGAAAGAACUCUCGCCGUACUGCAUUCUUCUGUGUCUUACUCUAGAGGGAAAGAUUAUUAUGUUUAAUGUUGCUAGCGUCAAUGCUGCUGCAGCUAUACCACAUGUUGCUUCUAUUCUUUAUGAAGAGGAAGACGAGCCUAGUGGACCCGAACCUGAAGAGGUUGAGGUAUCAAAACCUUCUACUGAACCAGCGGAAGGACAAUUGGGACAGCUCCCUUUGGAUCUUCAAUUGAAGGAUGACAAGACAAAGGAACUUGACAAAGAAGGAAAGAGUGAGGUUUCCAUCAAAACCAACCUGAAGCCUGGUGAUAUUAAUGAGUCGACAAUGUCUGCGCUUUCUUCUAAUAAAAUCUCGCAUAAAGAAGGUAAUAUUAACAAACAAGAUGUGGAGUCCUUGGUAAGCUCCCAGUCUUCUGAAGCUGGUGGGCAACAGAAAGUGCCUUUGUCAAAGUUUGGGAGCACAAAUCUGCAGCAAGCAUCUGCUAAGGCUUCUCUUCCAGAAGGACCUCGUCACGUGGCUAGUGGACCCGAACCUGAAGAGGUUGAGGUAUCAAAACCUUCUACUGAACCAGCGGAAGGACAAUUGGGACAGCUCCCUUUGGAUCUUCAAUUGAAGGAUGACAAGACAAAGGAACUUGACAAAGAAGUAAAGAGUGAGGUUUCCAUCAAAACCAACCUGAAGCCUGGUGAUAUUAAUGAGUCGACAAUAUCUGCACUUUCUUCUAAUAAAAUCUCGCAUAAAGAAGGUAAUAUUAACAAACAAGAUGUGGAGUCCUUGGUAAGCUCCCAGUCUUCUGAAGCUGGUGGGCAACAGAAAGUGCCUUUGCCAAAGUUUGAGAGCACAAAUCUGCAGCAAGCAUCUACUAAGGCUUCUCUUCCAGAAAGACCUCGUCACGUGGUCAAGGACUUCAGCAUGGCGGGAACUCAAACAUUUUCAGGAUUUGGAUCAGGUGCUUUUUCAUUUGCUGGAAAAACACAAGCUGAUUCUGCUGGCCAGUUAAAUCAUAAGGAUAUACGUAAGAGUGUGGAGAUAGGUAAGCAGUCACCUGCACAUGUUGGAUUAACCAGUUUGCCAAGUUCUUUUUCUCAAUCAUCAUCAAGCAGAAAAUUCAUUUCUUCAAAGGAUACUGAUGUGAAAUCUCCAGUUAUACCUUCAAGUUAUAUUCAAGAUGAAGGUUCUAAAAAUGCUGAUCUUAAUUCAUCAAAUAUUCCAUCUAACCUUCCUGGAAAACUGGUCCAUUAUAAGGAAACGGUUGGUACAUCAACUCCACAAAAUUCUGCUAAUAGGCUGGUCCAGAGUUGGGGACACAGAUCUCUUGCAGGGCCUGGUAGUAUUGAGUCAUUACCUUCCAUUCGUAGCUCACAGGUAUCAUCACAGGAAAAUGUUGUGCUUGGUGACUCUGCCCACCACAAGCAUCAUCCAUCAAAGGAAAAUUACAGAACUCUGCCCCAGUCAGGGAUGCUGAAUUCUGAACCAGUUUUAUCAAAACAAUUUGGCAAUAUCAAAGAUAUGACCAAAGAAUUGGAUACGCUUCUACAAUCUAUAGAGCAACCCGGUGGCUUCAGGGAUGCCUGCACAGUUUCACAGAAGAGGUCAGUUGAAGCGCUGGAGCAAGGAAUAGGAAUUCUAUCUGACAAACGCCGAAAGUGGAAGAGCAUUAUGGAUGACAGAAUUGGAGAGGUGCGAAAUCUUCUAGAUAAGACUGUACAAGUGUUGGCAAGGAAGAUAUAUAUGGAGGGCAUUGUCAAACAAGCUUCCGAUGACCGAUAUUGGGACCUCUGGAAUCGUCAAAAAUUAAGUUCCAAACUGGAGCUGAAGCAACGCCAUAUAUUAAAAUUGAACGAGGGUUUGACCAAUCAGUUAAUUGAAUUGGAGAGGCAUUUUAAUAGCAUUGAACUUAAUAAAUUUGGUGAAAAUGGCGGAGCUCAUGCUGGUAAGAGGGCGUUCCAGACCCGAUUUGGACCUUCAAGGCACGUUCAAUCUUUCCACAGUUUGCAUAAUACAAUGAGCUCGCAAUUAGCUACUGCUGAAAAACUUUCGGAGUGUCUCUCAAAACAAAUGGCAAUGCUGAAGAUAGAGUCGCCUUCUUUGAAGCAGAAGAAUGUGAAAAAAGAGUUGUUUGAAACCAUAGGGAUUCCUUAUGAUGCCUCCUACAAUUCUCCAAAUGUAGCAAAAGUGGGUGAUACUCCAUUAAGUAGUAAACUCUUACUUUCUUCUGGUUCUGCUGCCGUUAAAGACAAGUCCAGAGGAAAAUCAAGCGUCUUGAAGAGUUAUGAUCAGGAGACUGCAAGGAGAAGAAGAGACUCACUGGACCAGAGCUGGGCUAGUUAUGAGCCUCCAAAAACAACUGUAAAGAGACUGCUUUUGCAAGAAAGUCCUAAGCCAAGUGUACCUACUGAUGAACAAACAUUUAGCUCUCACAUGCUGGAGAGAUCUACAAGAACUUGGUCAAGGGAUCAUUCGACCUCUUCCACCUUUUCUUUAUCCGAAAACAAAGCUGGCAAUUUCGAUGAAUUCGCAAAACAGGCUGCUGUAAAACAAGCAACUCCAUCUAUGAACGACACUCCACAAUCAUUUUCUUUUGCAGGGAUGAAGUCUUCCACAUUGCAAAGAAACUAUAUGUCAUCAUCAUCCCAAUUGGUUUCUGUAGAAGGACAAACGUUUAUGAGGGAUAAUUUUAUUAGCAAUCAACUUGUGGAAAAACCAAGUAGUGGCAUAACGUCGGUUGAGAAGUCUAAUGCCGUCGCAGUGAAAGAGACCAAUAUGUUUCUGCAAUCUCCCAUCAAUAUUCAUCAAAAAGCAUCACUUCCUACAGUGUUAUCCACUCAGACACCAACAUUUCUGAAGAAAGCCAGCGAAGAAUUAGACUCUAGUGAUGAGACUGUACUUUCAAGUUCAGCAAUAGAUGGUACAGAGAAUACACCAUUAACCACGCGUUCAUUUUCUGAAUCAGAAGGGAAAGGUAUCUUUUCAAUUUCCCUUGCAUCUCCUGCUUUUGGAACACAAAACCUUCCCGGAAAAGUUCAACAGCCUAAUACUUCAAGAAGUAAAAGUCAAGGUGAUGAAAAAGUUUCAACCUUUCCUACUUCCUCGUUAUCACUUUCAACUGCUCCAUCUUAUUUGCCCGUAUCAUCUUCAUCUUCUCCAUUUUCAUUAUCUGUUUUAUCUUCAACUGCUCAAACUUCAUCAUUUGUGAUGCCUUUAAGUGGAUCUUUCACUAAUUCUAACACCACAUCGGAUGCCAAUAAAACAAUCUCAACUCCUCCAUCAUUAGCUUUUGCUUCCCCAGUUCUUCCUUCUGCUACUCUCUCUUCUCAGAGUCCUAAACCACCCACACUCCUAUUUUCCCCAUCAUCAACCAAAUACUCAAUGUCGGAGACUCCUAGGACGGAGCUGCAAGCCUCAUCAAAAUCAGAUAGCGACAGUACUACCCAAGUGCCAGCCAUCCAGCCUGCGUCUUCCAAAGGUGAACCUGACAUGACGCCUAAACCUUCAGUGUCAACAACCUCUAUAAUCAAAACUGCAGCAGAGCUUCAACCUUCAAAAUCGGAUUCUGGCGCUGCUAACCAAGCACCAGCCACACAACCUGGUCCCUCCAAAGGUGAAUCGGAUACGGAGCUAUCAUCUUUGGUAUCAACUACCCCAACAAUUAAACCUUCAACGACAUUGGCAUCUGCUAGCCAGCCAAUUUUUGGUAAUGCUGAAAGUCCUGCACCUAACACGACAUUGAAGAAUCAGCCAGAACAGCCAUCAUCUUUACCUGUUCCAUUCCCAACACAACUUCCAACUUCUGUGAGCGUUAGUAGUGGAAAACCUGAAAGUUUAGAUGUUUCAAACGCUGAUGAAGUUGACAUGGAUGAGGAGGCUCCAGAGUCGACCAAUGCCACUGAACUUAGUUUGGGAAGCCUUGGUGGGUUUGGGCUUGGCUUUACUCCUAAUCCUUCUGCUCCUAAGUCUAAUCCUUUUGGUGGUUCAUUUGCCAACACGGUGAGAGGCGUGACAACUUCACCUUUCACCAUGAAUGUUCCUAGUGGAGAGCUAUUUCGGCCUGCAUCUUUCAGCAUCCAAUCUCCACAGACUCCCCAAACAUCUCAGCCUGCAAACACAGGUGCGUUCUCUGGUGGAUUUGGCACUGGAACAACUGCUCAAGCUCCGACAGGUGGGUUUGGCCAGCCAUCACAGAUUGGACAAGGUCAGCAAGCAUUAGGAUCAGUUCUUGGUUCCUUUGGACAGUCGAGACAGCUUGGAGCUGGUCUAUCAGGAAAUGGAUUUGGAUCUCCCAGUAGUAUUGGUGGUGGAUUUGCUGCAUCUAGUUCUGCUGGUGGCUUCUCUAGUGCUGUCAGUGGCGGAGGGUUUGCUAAUAUUGGUUCUACUGCUGGAGGGUUUGGUAAUAUGGCUUCAGGCGGGGGUGGAUUUGGUGGUGCGGCUUCUGCUGGCGGUGGUUUUGGUGGUGCUGCUUCUGCUGGCGGUGGUUUUGGUGGUGCUGCUUCAGCCAGUGGUGGUUUUGCAGCAGCUGCUUCAAGUGGUGGUGGGUUUGGGGCUUUCAGCAGUCAACAGGGGACUGGCGGGUUCUCUGCUUUUGGUAGCAAUAUAGCAGCAAGUGGAAAACCUCCUGAGCUUUUCACACAAAUGAGGAAGUAACAUUUUAACAAUGUUGACAAUAUUUUUAAGCCAUAUGUAUGUCUUUGUAUACGAGUCAAGAGUCUUGGUAGGCUUGUAGAGGGCUUCUCUUCUCUAAUCUAGGGUCCUUGGAAAUUCCUCAUUCCCACAAUCCAAGCCAAAAGGCUUUUUUCAUGUUAUUUUAUUUACUUUUAUUUUUCGAUGGAUAACCCCAAUUAGGGCAAAAAGCCUCACUAAAGGCCAUCCUUCUAGUUGUGCUGAAAUAGCAACAAAGAGAAUGGGACCAUCAUCAUAGUAAUGAGCUCCAUAACCUAAAAGUAGGAGCUUGUACUUAUAUUAUUUUGAAAAUGUUUUUAACAUGCUUGCGGCACGUUACACCUGAGCAGUCAUUAUUGCAUUAUUU